Molecule: messenger RNA, 1059 nt
Organism: Fragaria vesca subsp. vesca
Lineage: Eukaryota; Viridiplantae; Streptophyta; Magnoliopsida; Rosales; Rosaceae
Product: gamma-interferon-inducible lysosomal thiol reductase-like
Exons: 5
Coding region: 90-854 (254 amino acids)
Molecular function (GO): oxidoreductase activity, acting on a sulfur group of donors, disulfide as acceptor
Source: RefSeq, a predicted model, not a curated record
AACACUACUACUGCUGCGAGCUAUAUAUAUAUAUAUAUGCAUACUUCACGUAGCUUCGGGGUAUACCACCUGCUUAGAAUUCAGAAAAGAUGGCUACUCUUAAGCUCUUGUUCUCCCUUGUUGUUCUCACUUCCAUGCUCUCCAUUCAUCAUGCAUCUUAUUCUUCUUUUGAAGGUAGCGGCAUCAAUGUCCUUGAAUCCAAUAAAGUUAACCUCUCUCUGUACUAUGAAUCUCUAUGCCCGGCCUGUAGGAGCUUCAUUGUAGAUGAACUAGCAGCUGCGUUAUUUGAUCCCGACAAGGAUCUCAUAAGCAUUACCAACCUCAGGCUAGUUCCAUAUGGAAAUGCUCAUGUUCAAGCACCUAACCAGACCGUCGUUUGCCAGCAUGGCCCAGACGAAUGCUACUUCAACAGUAUAGAAGCCUGUGCAAUCGACCUCUGGUUAGACGUGAAGCAGCAUUUCGACCUCAUUCAUUGUAUUGAGAAGAAGCUCAGUGAUGAAGGGAUUCAAGAGUCAAAAGAACAAACUUGGCAAUCUUGUUGUGGAGAACUUAAGAUGGAUCCGGAUGGUUUGGGAAAAUGCUACAGCAGUGGAUAUGAGAAGCAGCUAAUACUAAGAGAUGCUAACGAAACAGACGACCUUGUUCCGCCUCAUGAGUACGUGCCAUGGGUUGUUGUUAAUGGACAACCGCUGAAGGGGGAUUACCAAAACUUUGUGAGCCAUGUCUGCGAGGCGUACAAAGACAGUCCAAAACCAAAGGCUUGUGCAUCACUUCCACAUACCAUGAACUCAGGUGGAGAGGCAAACUCGACACUCGAAGGAUGCUAUAAAGGUGACCGCGGGGGGAGCUCAUGAAACAUUUUAGUUUGAUCCAAUAUUAUGCAUGGUUCUGCAUCGAUCAUCCAUUAGUUCUCUUGGAAGCAAUGCUGGUCUACUACUAGUGAUCAUAAAAUAAAGGAUUAGCAUACUUAUAGUGUUCCAAGAUCAUUUACGUUUUGUUUGUUUGAAAAACUAUGAAUGAAACUCUUCAAUGAUCCGAAUGAUAAAUUCAGUUAUGUCU